This is a messenger RNA of Ricinus communis (castor bean), 2260 nucleotides long. RefSeq names its product chloroplast sensor kinase, chloroplastic. The coding region runs from base 174 to 2048 and encodes 624 amino acids. The transcript has 9 exons. Lineage: Eukaryota; Viridiplantae; Streptophyta; Magnoliopsida; Malpighiales; Euphorbiaceae. The record is from RefSeq and is a predicted model, not a curated record.
AUUUGUCACAACAAUAAGAGACGCCGUUGCAGAAGAGGGACAGAUAGAAACGAAGUCGUAUUAUGAGAAACGCCGUCAUAUAAUAUUGUAACGUGUCAGGAUUUGAGCUUCAAUUUUAAAUCAUUUAAAGAAAACAAAAUGAAAAUAGUCUCCGCCUUUCAUCAGCAACAACAAUGCUUCUCUCCGCCACCCGUCUCCACAUCACCAACCUCCACUUCUCGGCCGCCACCUCCUCCUCCGUAAAGCCACCACUCCUCCUCACCACAAACUCUUCCACUUCAUCUUCUUCGCUCACCACCAAGAACAAUACCAGUAGUCUCCUCCAUCGCGUUACACGCACGCUGCCAAAUGGCGAGCCGGAAUUAUCUUCACCACCAGAGAUGUUGUCCUCUGCGUCGGCAGUGGCUUCCGCUAUUCGCAAUACCUCAAAUUCUCCAAUCGAAUUCGUUCAAAAGAUGGAGAAAUCCGAUAAGAGUAAAUUAGUGCUCCCGAGUCUCGAUUUUCGUAGACUUUGCAUCGAACAGUUAGACCUCUUUCGUAGAAUCGUUGAUCCCGAUGCUAUAUUGUCGGUUUAUGUAAGGCCAGCAGGGAGUUAUGUUAUGGACCGUUUGGAAUUGAGGAGAGUAACCUCUUAUCCAGGAAUUAUCAGUGCGUCUGAUGUAGUGAUAUUAGUUGGCACUUUUAAUAUUCCUACUGGAUUACGUGCUGCUGAAGCUGCACUCGCUAGUCAACAAGUAAACUUUGUGCCUGACCAUAGGGCGGUUGUGUUUCCAAUGGUGAAACAUCCAUUUGUUGUUGGGUUCUUGGUUGCCGAGUUACCCACGAUGGAACUGGUACCAUCUUAUGAGAAUGUGCAAACUAAGGGGCAUGAAAAUGAUCUGGUUCCCUUUCAAUCUCCGGAGGAAGCCUAUCCUUUGCCUUCAAGUCCAGAUAAUAAUAAAUCGUGGACAAUUCAGACUUUAAAUGAUGAGUCAUUCAGAAUGUAUAACUUUUCUGCUGAGCAAAGAUUGAAUGCCAUUAAUAUCUCUCGCUCUCUAGCUAUGGCUUAUGUAAUGGAUCAGAAAGCAAUGUUACUCCAGCAAUCUUCUUGGCAAAAUAAUGUCAGAAUGAGUAAUCUGGUUGAACAGAUUCGGGGCCCUCUUUCUAGCAUUCAGACUCUGAGCAAAAUGCUAUCCACCCACUUGAAAAGAAGUGAGAUUUCUUACGACAUUGUUGAAGACAUAAUGGUACAGGGUGAUCGUCUGAGAGAUACCCUUCAAGAACUCCAGGAUGCUGUUCAUUUGACAAAGGCCAAUAUAAUGCGCUACAAUGAAGAGGCGCUACAGAGAAUACACAAUUCAAACUAUCAUCAUCAUGAGUCAUUGGGAUCUCAUUUAUCAGAUAACAUUCCUAGAGAUGCAGAUGACAGCAAUAAUUUGCACAAUUCUGGUAAACCACAUUCUCUAAAUGUUCCACUUGACGACUUAGAGAUGCCCAUGCCACCUAUGGCUCUUGCUCCCCUACAACAAUAUGGAAUAAGACCGUGCAAUGUUUAUGAAGUUUUAUCAGAUUUGGUUGGGGCUGUACAACCUCUUACCUUUAAGCAGCAACGAAAUAUAGUGCUCAGCGAACUCUCUCAAUCUCUGCAAGUUGCUAUAGAAGAGCAAGCUUUACGCCAAGCUUUAAGUAAUUUAAUUGAAGGUGCUUUAUUGCGUACACGUGUUGGGGGCAAGGUUGAAAUUGUAUGUACUGAAGCACCUGCAGGGGGGGCUCUUGUAAUUAUUGAUGAUGAUGGCCCCGAUAUGCAUUAUAUGACCCAGAUGCAUUCACUCGCACCAUUUGGAGCAGAGCUAUUAUCAGAAAACAUGAUUGAAGACAACAUGACUUGGAAUUUUGUUGCUGGACUGACUGUUGCUCGCGAGAUACUCGAGAGUUAUGGUUGUGUUGUCCGCAUAAUAUCACCCCGGAUCACAGAUGCAGCCCUUGGAACUGGGGGAACUCAGAUCGAACUCUGGCUUCCUUCCUUUGCUGCAUUGUCUGACCUGAAUGACAUUGUCCACGAGACAUAGAAUAAAGCGGCUCUCUCUGUAGUAGAAGCCUCAAUAUUAAGUGAAAAUUCGCAGCAUAGUUUGUAAAGAAAAGAAAUAAAGAGUUGACCAUAAAAGUCAAAAUUCCUCUUUCCUAACGGCUGAAAUCUGAUAGGAUUGUAUAUAAGAAAUAUUCCAGUGUGUCUAUGAUCCCCUCUAGUUAAUUGAAUGUUAUAAUUACUGUUCAUCUGAAA